Molecule: messenger RNA, 3244 nt
Organism: Sesamum indicum (sesame)
Lineage: Eukaryota; Viridiplantae; Streptophyta; Magnoliopsida; Lamiales; Pedaliaceae
Product: disease resistance protein At4g27190
Molecular function (GO): ADP binding
Source: RefSeq, a predicted model, not a curated record
AUAGGAAGUUUGAUUGAGACAAGUAUGGAAUCUCCGGAAACACAGAGUUGGAUUUCAAAAAUAACAACUUUAUCAGCAGCAGCCCAUGUUUUGCAGCAGUAGUUGGGGUUUUCUUGAAUAAUACUCAUUCCAGUUUUCAGCUGUAGAAUUAUCAGUGGUCUUCGUCUUCCAUGGAGGUAUUGGCUUCAUCUGUGGGUGCGCUGCUGGCAGAACCCUGCCGAGCACUAUUUAUCUAUCUGCUUGCCAAGCUCAAGAAUCCCUUCCGCUUCCCCGCAAACUUAAGAGAUCUAGACACAGAAAUGGAGGUUCUUAUCCAGCUUAGAGAUCAGUGGAGCCAACAUCUGCAGUUGCUUGCCCAAGCCGGACUGGAAGAACCACCUCAAGUCAGAGACCGGCUGAGACAAGUGCACACAUUGGAAGACCGAGUGCGCUCUUUGAAACAAGACUAUGCCAGAAACUCUGAGCGUUCUUGUUGUUUGCGUUGCAGCAGGUUGUCUGACGAUGUGGUCAUUCUGCUUGGCGAGGCAAAACAACUCAAAAGUGAUUGGGAAAUGCCAGAUGAUACGAAUCCAGAUCCCACAACUGUGAGGACUGAACAUAUGCCGGCUCCAGCUAUUGAAGAUCAAGCAACGGCCUCAAGAAAUAUGGCGAAAGUCAUGGAUUUGUUGCGCAGGGAGGAUGUUCAGAGGAUCGGCAUCUGGGGCAUGGGAGGGGUGGGGAAAACUACCCUCGUGCGGAACAUCAACAACAAACUCGGUGGUUUGGAUUCUUUCAACAUUGUCAUGUGGAUCACGGUGUCUAAUAGAUACCAGGAAGCAGAAUCGGAUCUGAGAAAGAUCCAGAACCUGAUCGCUGAAAGAUUGAAGCUAGAGCUACGUGAAGAAAGCAUGGAGACAAGGACCAGUAAGUUGCGUGCAAGGCUUAUGAUGGAGAAAACUUUUGUCCUCAUUCUUGAUGAUGUUUGGAAUCCAAUUGAUUUGGACCGUCUUGGAAUUCCAGAGCCUCAAGUCCUCAGGGGAGGCAAAAUAAUAUUAACAACAAGAUCUUCUGAUGUUUGUUCGCAGAUGGCUGAUGUCCCACUCAAAAUUGAGGCACUAAAUGAGGAUGAAGCAUGGAGCUUGUUCUGCAAGAGUGCAGGAGACGUAGCAACUUGGGAAGAAAUCGAGCCACUCGCAAAGGCUAUUACUGAAGAAUGUGGUGGACUACCCCUGGCUAUCAAUGUGGUCGGGGCGUCUCUAAAGCGGAAGAGUGUGGUCGAGGUUUGGAAGGAUGCUCUAAACGCACUGCGCAGGUCAGAGCCGCCAAUUGGAAGUGGGCUUGAGGAUAAAGUGUACAAUCCUAUCAAGUGGAGUUAUGAUCUACUGCCCGAUGAAUGCAUGAAAUCUUGUUUUCUGUUUUGUUGCUUGUUCCCGGAAGACUAUCUGAUUGAUAAGAAAAGGCUUGUCAGAUAUUGGUCAGCUGAAGGGCUGCUUAAGGAGCACGACGAUAUUGAGGACGAGAUGAGCCGAGGAAUAACUAUAAUUGAAAUCCUCAAGGACCGCAGCUUAUUAGAGGACGGAAUUCUGUCUGUGAAAAUACAUGAUAUCAUUCGCGAUGUUUCUAUAUGGAUUACAUCUUUGCCGGAAAAUGAGUGCAGAUCCCUUGUUAGGUCAGGAAUAGACCUCGAGGAGAUGAGAGAGGAUGGACUUUCAGUCAACUCUUACAAUAGAGUUUCAUUUAUGUGUAACAGAAUCAGGAAAUUGCCUGGUGCUUCGCAAGAAUGUCCAACAGUAGUAAGUUUGCUACUACAAGAAAAUCAGGAGCUGGAGCAUAUUCCAGACGACUUCCUGCCAGCUUUCAAAUCCCUGAAAAUCUUGGAUUUAACCUACUGCGACCGCAUCAAGUCUUUGCCCCCUUGUCUCGAUCAACUUGGUGAGCUUCGACUUCUUUUUUUAGAAAACUGCAAUGAUCUUGAAACAUUGCCUCCAGUUGGAGGGCUUGCUAAACUCCAAGUGCUAGAUUGCAGCCAUACAAGCAUUGCCGCAUUGCCCCAAGGUAUGGAAAAGUUAACCAGCCUGAGACAAUUGAAUUUGUCAUACAACCCUAGACUAGCAGACAUUCCUGUUGGACUUAUGUCUGGUUUGUCUAACCUAGAGGACCUAGACCUGACUGAUAAUGGGCAAUUGAAGUUUAUUGGAGAGAACGGAGAGAUACUAUCCCAAUUAAGAGAAAUAAUGUCCCUCAAGCGAUUAAGUUGUUUGAACAUUGAGCUGGGCAGCUCUGGCUGCACUCUAGAAACAACUGAUUCUCUUCUCAAUUGGACGAAGAAUCUUAAUCAAUUUAAUUUCUUUUUUGGUGCCACCGGAUAUUCUAGUGGGUUGGGUGUUAGCAAGGGGAAGCAAUUGAUAUUCAAGGAUAUCCACCAAUGGGGAGAACGGAUUGAGUGGUUGUUUGCAAAUACGACUCACAUUCGUUUCGACAGUUGCAAGCGCUUAAAUACCAUGUUUGAGAAAUUAGUAGCAAACAGGGGUGAAGUCGGUUGUUUCAAUACUGUAAAAUUACUUGAGUUCAGUUCAUAUACAGGUAGCUUUAGAGUUGGGAGUAAUGCAAAGUUGGACAUUCUACCAAAUUUGGAGACUGUAUUCCUUUAUGAUGUCACCGAUCUUUCCUGCUUUUCAACUUUAGCGCCUCAACUAGGACUCAAGUUUUCCAAGCUGAGAUCCAUUGAUGUUGACUCAUGCAAACAGUUGAAAUAUUUAAUCUCCAUUGGCACUACAAUACUCUCACUGGAAAAGCUCGAGUAUAUAAGUAUCACAUCCUGUGAGCGAGUGGAAGAAGUGUUCAAUUUUGAUCAGAAUUCGAGCCUUCAGGAUUAUGUCUUCCCGAACCUGAGAACAAUUCCAUUGCGUAAUUGUCCGGCACUGAGGUUUGUGAGUGAGCAGAAUAGAGUAGUAUGCCCACGUUUAGAGGAGGUAUACGUGCGGCUUUGCCCUCUCCUGAAGAAGUUGCCUCUGACAGCCCAAAAUGUUGGCACCAUCAAGACAAUUAGAGGAGAGCAGGAGUGGUGGGAUGAGCUGGAGUGGGAAAAUGAUGGCAUGAGGAACGCCAUAUACCCCUGUUUUAGGCCAUGGUAGAUAUAUUGAGCGUAACUGUGAAUUUCUUCCAAUCUUUCAAUUGUAUAAUCUUUUUUUCAGCAUUUGAUUAAGAUCCCCAUGCAUUUAUACUUGUGAAAUAUAGAAAAUAUGUGUUACAUUCUUUCUGCUCC